Aspergillus saccharolyticus JOP 1030-1 is the source of this 7237-nucleotide messenger RNA. RefSeq names its product putative sensor histidine kinase/response regulator. Gene Ontology annotation, molecular function: histidine phosphotransfer kinase activity; phosphorelay sensor kinase activity; protein binding. NCBI's taxonomy places the organism in Eukaryota, Fungi, Ascomycota, Eurotiomycetes, Eurotiales, Aspergillaceae. The record is from RefSeq and is a predicted model, not a curated record. The coding region runs from base 1 to 7056 and encodes 2351 amino acids. Gene Ontology annotation, biological process: phosphorelay signal transduction system; protein autophosphorylation. The transcript has 4 exons.
AUGGAGGAUAGCCAUAUCUUGGGGGACGACUUGCCGCUCCCCCCGGCGCGGCUCUUUGAGAGAUUGGCGCAGUUACCUGGAUACACCUGGGAUCAGUCCGUUGAGCCGUUCCAUUCCACUUACAACCACUGGCAUGUUUUCGGCCUUCGCCAUGCCGUCGAAUCUGAUGUCUCGACCCCUGCCGCAACCUCCUCGGGCCCCUCCAGCCUGGCUCGCAAUUCCCCGCGCACCGAAUCCCGCCCCCCGUUCCGUCAUCAUUGGAGGAGCAGCCUUAGCGAGUCCAGCAGCGAAUUGUCGCUCUCUCGUAUCGAUCAUGAGCCGAUCUGGAUUCCUGUGGUCGCCCGUGUUUCGUCCCACGUUGUCAGACUCGAGCGCGAAUUUCAUAUGCUACGGUCGAUUGUGCAAACCUCGGAUCCAGAUUGCAACCACACAAUACGCCCGAUCGAUCUGAUACGGCUGCCGCCAGACCCCGGUGAUUCAGGCACUUUGCUUGUGGCUUUGUUCGAGUCGCCCGGUCCGAACAUGUUGCGAGAGCUGGUCGCUUUUGGGCCCGCCUGGUUCGCAGUUGGCGACAGAACCGACAGCAACGAGCCCACCCCCGGAGAGCAGGUUUCUCUUUCGGUGUUUCUGGACUUUGCGAUUGGGGCAUGUGACUGCUUGGAACUUCUACAUUACGGCCUCAAAACCGUUCAUGGUGAAAUCCGGGGAGAUGCCUUUCAUUUCAAUCGGGAGGCUCGUUUGGUGAAGUUGACCAAUACUGGUAAUGGAGCUCGUUCAUUUGACAACAUCCUGAGUGAAGGCUGGUCAUCACUCUCGAGGGAAUUAGGCGUCAAGAACAAGUUGCAAUUCAUCGCACCCGAGCAGACGGGACGGAUGCCAACGGAGCCGGACAGCCGGACAGAUAUCUAUGCGCUAGGCGUGCUCUUUUGGACUAUGCUGGUGGGCAAACCAGCUUUCACUGGCAGCGAUCCCGUUGAAGUUGUGCAAAAUGUUCUCGGGAAGAAACUGGUUCCCGUUUCGGCGAAGAGAAUGGAUGUCCCGGAUGCCGUAUCAGCAGUCAUCCAGAAAAUGACGCAGAAGGCUCUCAAUGAUCGCUACAACACGAUCUCAUCUGUCAAGCGAGAUCUGGCGCAGAUCUCCCAGCUCCUCGGAGAUGGGGAUAGCGAGGCCCUGAAGGAUUUUCAGAUUGCACAGCGGGACGUCUCAUCGUUCUUCACUCUGCCAUCUCGUAUGUUCGGUCGACGCGAGGAAUACGAGAAGAUCAUCGGUGUGGUGGAGAAGGUUCAAAGGCGCCAACAGUCUGCGUAUGCCAGAGCUGGUGCACAGGCUUCGACUGGGGUGGGCUCGAACUCAUCCGUUUCCGAUGGGCGCGUUGACAGUUUCGAGAUUGCGUCUGGUUCGAGCGACUCGGGCUCAUUCCACCUAGCAUCCAAAACUCCUAACGGCGGCCCUCUAGGGCGGAUCUCAACGCAUGAGUCCUUGCAUAGUACAGAGUCUUCCCUUUCGACCCCGAGACCCGGAAACGCCUCUGGCAGGCUCAAGAGUCCGGUCGAGUCACGUGCAUCAUGGGAUAUCGCAGACCGGGAUGGCUAUCCCCCGGGUGGCACAAGCACGCAGAAUCAUGGGGAGUCAAUCACUUCCAUGAGUCGACCCAAAGCUGCCAACAAAACACGCCGGAUCGGGAAAUGCGAGAUAAUCACCAUUAGCGGCGCGGCUGGUAUUGGCAAGACCGACCUCUUGAACCGAGUCCAACCCACGAUUCGUAAGCUUGGCUAUAUCGGUAUAGCCCGUCUGGACCGAGCUCGGCGAGUUCCCUUCGAACCAUUUGCGAAGAUCUUGGCGAGCCUUCUCCGCCAAAUAUUUUCCGAACGUGAUGUGACCACCGACUAUCACAAUAAUGUUCGCACAGCGCUGCGACCCAUGUGGCCGACAUUGCACCGAGUUCUUGAGCUCCCCGAACAGCUCAUGUCCUCUGGGAGCAAGGACAAGCAGAUCUCGCCUAGGCUGUCGGCAGCGCAGCACAUAUUCAAGGAUAUUUCGACCAAAGGGGAACCGUCCAAACGCGUAGCAAUGCCCCAUCUUAACGAUGGACAAAGCUCGGUGGACUUCUUUUUGUCUAAUGCGGCACUGAAGAACAUGCGGUUGAUGGAUACAUUUUUGGAAAUACUGAAAACUCUAUCACAGUACAGGGUGAUUUGCGCAUGCGUGGAUGACCUGCAAUAUGCUGACGACGAAACCCUGGAAUUGAUCAUGAAUAUUGUGAAGGCAAAGCUACCUUGUGUGCUGAUUCUCACAAGCCGAAAGUCUGAACUCGAGUCAGACGCUAUCAAAUUACUGUUCGAAGCGGACAAUCCUAAUGUGACCCGGAUUAUGCUAAAGCCCCUCGGAGAAGAGGAAAUCACGCAGGUCGUAGCGGCUACGAUGCAUCAAGCCCCCAACCCGACGCUGACGCCACUCGCGGCCGUGAUUCAAGAGAAGAGCAUGGGCAACCCAUUCUUUGUACGCAUGAUGUUGGAGACCUGCUAUAGCAAAAACUGCAUCUGGUAUUCUUGGAAGAACUCUAGCUGGGAGUUUGACUUGGAUCGCAUUUUCACCGAAUUCGUGGCACCUAGGUAUGGCGAGGGUCUGGGACUCGGAUUCAUUGCUCGGCGUCUUCAAGAGACCCCGACAGCAGCGAGGUCUAUAAUGGUCUGGGGAGCGUUAUUAGGGAGCCCGUUUGCGUUUUCAUUGGUCCAAAAGCUUCUUACAAGCGAGUUUCUAUUUUCGAGCGACGACGAUGAGACUCUUGACUUGACGUGCCCGCAGAAUGCAAACCUGAUUCGACAGUCAGAGGCCGACAUCGUCGUUGGACUGCAGUAUCUUGUCCAAGCCAACCUUAUCAUUCCCGGGAAAACAGAUGAUGAGUUCAGGUUUGUAAAUGAUCGGUUCUCACAAGCCGCCUUGUCAUUGACUGAGGGUCGGAAUGUCGAGAAGAUGCAUUUCAUCAUAUCUCAGGCGAUGAUGAAAUACUACCAUGACGGACGCAGUCGCUAUGCCCUGGCACGACAUGUGGCAUUGGCGUCCCGAAUCAUCAAGUCUCGCGUAGUUGAAAGAUUGGAAUAUCGGAAAAUCCUCUGGGAAGCUGCCCAGACAGCAGCCCAGUCAGGCGCUCGCCCAACUGCGCUCUGGUACUUCCGCCAUUGCAUUGCCUUCCUCCAGGAUGAUCCUUGGAAUGACAAUAACACCGACGUUUACUACCAUGAGACAUUGCGUCUUCAUAUCGCCACCGCCGAGAUGUCAUGGUCUCAAGGCCACAACACUGAAGCCCUGGAUCUUUUGGACAAAGUAUUUGAGCACGGAAAAAGUGCCGUUUGCAAGUCCAGGGCCUGGAUCGUAAAGGCAAAGAUCUACGCCCAGAUGGGUAAUCACCUCCGCUCCAUGGACUCGCUCCUCACAUGCCUCGAUGAGUUGGGCGUCCAUCUCCGGGAGCCCACCACAUAUGAACAAUGCGAUACGGCCUACAAAAGUCUUGGUGAAUACCUCGGCAAGAUAGAUUUGGAGGCAAAUGUUCGAAAGCCCAUCAGCAAAGACAUCAACAUGAUCACCAUCGGAGCAGUGAUGGCUGAGGCCAUGUCCGUCACGUACUGGGAUGAUGGUUUAACUUUCUAUCGAAUGGCAAUAGAGAUGAUGAAUCUCCACCUUUUCAAGGGAGGUUUCGUGCAGAUCUCAAUAGGCUGCUCUCAUCUUGCUAUGAUCUCCUUCAGUCGCUUUCGCGACUUGGAUCUUGCUGUCAAACUUAGCGAUCAUGCACUGAGUCUCCUUGAGCGGUGCCCGGAGCCAUGGACUCAAGGCCGGGGCUUGAUCGUUCAUAAUCUCUAUGUGGCUCAUCUGCGAGUGCCAUUGUCAUCCACCCUCCCCGUUCUUGAAACCUCGGUAGAGACCUCUUUUUCGAUGGGCGACCCCUACAUCACGUUGAUCAGUCUCUCUUCGAUGGCGAUGACGCGGCUUUUCCUGGGCCACGAUAUGGCCCAGGUAGAGGCUUUCUGUAAUGAAAGCCCAGAGGAUAUACCUGACUGGGUAAAUGAUACACGUGGGGGUGCCACUCUUCUGGCAGUACGACAAGUAGCACGCGCGCUGCAAGGGAAAACCUCCUGUCGAUUUGCUGACACUGUCAUGUCCGACGAACAUCAUCACACAAACGAAUACAUAGCCUUCCUUGACAAUAACGCCAGCAAUGCCGAUCGUCCGCGGGACAUCUACUGGGGCCUAGCCAUGAUUCCAUUGUUCGUAUACGGCCACCAUACCAGAGCAAUAGAGGUUGGCAUGCAGAUGAUGGAUACAAUGCCCCGGUUGUGGUCUGCUCGUGUGUCUUAUGUCGUCUACUUUUAUCUUGCGCUCUCCCUCCUAACACUCCAUAACGAUUACCCUGCCCGCGGGUAUCUCGAUGGAGGCUUGAAGACGGUUUUGGAGUACAAAGCAGAGGUUGAUUUCGCUCGGAGUGCUUGUGAUGCAAAUUAUGGCAUGUGGUCUCUGAUCCUUGAAGCCCUGAUUUGCGAAGUCCGCAACGACCACACUUCAGCUAUUCAAGCAUUUGAGGCGGCCAUUGAUCACUGCCAGAUCCAUGGGUGGCCAUUGGAGGAAGCCCUUGCGUUGGAGCUGCACGGUGAAUUUCUGAUUCGCCGUGGUGCGAAGAGAGCGGCACGUUCAGUGAUGCAAGAUGCGAUCGCCGCCUGGGCCGCAGUCAGUGCAGUGGGAAAAGCAGCACAAUUGACUGAGAAGCACGAAUGGCUUCUGAAAACCGCAACCUCGUCGAGGAAUGUUGACGCUGGCUGUCAGACCGUUGACUCACUCCUUGGGAUCAACCGCAAUACUGGGCAGGAACACAUGGGUGUGAAUCCGAACAUGGAAGAAGAUGACCGCAAACAGCGCUGGUUAGAACAGAAUGGUGUCACUGCUGGCGAGCGUUCUUUGGACAUCUCGGGCGUUGGCCUCGAUAUCAUUGAUCUCUCAAGUAUUCUCGAGUCAAGUCAAGUGAUGUCUUCCGAGCUUCAGAUCGAUAAGCUCUUGACUAAAAUGAUUGAAAUCGUUCUGGAAUCAUGCAACGGUUCGGAUUCCGCUCUUAUUGCCACAAACUUCGAUAACAAUUUCACCGUGGCGGCAACCGGCGACAUGGAGAAGGGACAAAAGUCUUAUGUUGACGGUCUUCCAUUCUCGGAGAUUGAGGAUAAGAUGGCUCACCAGAUCUCCCACUACGUUAUGCGUACUCGGGAGGAGGUCCUCGUUCACAACGUUCUCGAGGAUGAGCGAUUUUCCAACGUAAGCGAAGCUUAUCAGACAAGAUAUCCUCUCGGGAGGUCGGUCAUCGCAUUGCCAAUCAUGCAAGCCGAAAACCUUCUAGGUGUGAUUCACAUCGAAGGUAAACCCAACUCCUUCACCCAACGGAACGUGGUCGUGCUUCACUUGCUUUGUAACCAGAUCGGCAUUUCCUUGUCCAACGCGUUACUCUUCCGUGAGGUUCGCAAAGUCAGUGCCACGAAUGCAUCAAUGGUAGAAGCGCAAAAGCGUGCGCUUACCCAGGCUCGAGAGGCGGAGCAGAAGGCUAAGGUGGCAGAAGCCGAGGCGAAGCACAAUGUGAAACUGAAGGAAGAUGCAGCCAAGGCCAAGUCCAUCUUCCUUGCUAAUAUUUCCCAUGACCUACGCACUCCGAUGAAUGGCGUGAUUGGCCUUUCAGAGCUUCUCAAGGGCACUCAACUGAAUAAAGAGCAAGAUGAAUACGUAGAGUCGAUCCGAGUGUGUGCUGAUACUCUGCUGACGCUCAUCAACGAUAUUCUUGACUUUUCCAAGCUGGAGGCAGGAAAGAUGAAGAUAUCCACCGUGCCUCUCAAUAUACGCGAGACGAUAUCGGAGGUAGUCCGUGCGCUUCGCUAUACCCACCGCGACCGAGGCUUGGAGACAAUCGAGGACUUGGACAAGGUUCCACCAGAACUUGUAGUCCUUGGCGAUCCUGUCCGCUUGCAUCAGAUCUUCAUGAACCUGCUGAGCAACAGCUACAAAUUCACACCCAAAGGAUCGGUGACCGUGCGGGCCCGGGUGUCACGCGAAGGUAAAGGGCGCGUCCGGUUGGAAUGCUCAGUGUCGGACACAGGAAUCGGCAUCUCCGAAGAGCAGAAGUCGCGACUCUUCCGACCUUUCUCUCAGGCCGACAAUUCAACAGCGAGAUCGUACGGAGGCAGUGGUCUCGGGUUGAGCAUCUGCAAGGCCAUUAUUGAAGACGUCCUUGGAGGUGCGAUCUGGCUCGACUCCACGUCCGGCGUCGGGACCACCGUAACCUUCCAUCUAUCAUUCAACAAGGUGAAAGAUGGCUCCAGUAAAGGUCUUCGCUCGAAGCUCAAGGCAGAUGGAGAGAAGGCUUCUCCCAAACCCACGGCUCGUGAUUUGAGUAUGGUCCCCCGUGAUCAAAUCCGGGUGUGCAUUGCCGAAGACAACCCAAUCAAUCAGAAGAUCGCCGUCAAGUUCGUGACUGGGCUAAAUCUUCAGUGCGAAGCCUACAGCGACGGUCGCCAAGCGGUCGAGGCUCUGCGGGCUCGCUCCCGUGAAGGAAACCCUUUCCACGUGGUCCUCAUGGACGUGCAGAUGCCCACCUUGGAUGGGUACAAUGCAACGCGCGAAAUUCGCAAGGACCCAGAUCCGAAUGUCAACGAGGCGCUGGUAAUCGCAAUGACGGCCAGUGCCAUCGAGGGCGACCGGGAGAAGUGCCUCGAUGCCGGCAUGAACAACUACCUUCCCAAGCCUGUCCGAUCGACAAUCCUGGCGGAGAUGCUCGACCAAUACCUCGCUCCUGUUCCCACUUAUACCCGGACGCGAAUGACGAACCGCGAUAGAGGGAGUGUGAGUACCGACGCCGGCACGCCGCCACUCCACAGCAACUCCCAAACACCCCAGUCUGAAAGUCCGGUCAUCGCACUCACGCCCGAGGAGGAAAAGCCACUUACUGCCAGCGGCAGCAGCAGCAGCAGCAGCAGCAGUAGCAACAGCAACCCCAACAGCAGCCGCAACAGCAGCACCGCCAGCAGUUGAAAUGAAUAGGGAAAAAAUAAAUAUCAUCGAGGGGCAGAGAUGUUCUAGGAAGAGAAUAGGAAAUUCUCGGAAAAAAAACUGUCUCUCCUCCCCCUUUGUCGCUCCCCGCUUUUUUUGUGUGUUUGAGAUACCACAUCUGUAUAAAUUGGAGUUUUCUUUUUUGUCUCAUUGUUUUUUUUUU